Perkinsus marinus ATCC 50983 is the source of this 423-nucleotide messenger RNA. RefSeq lists its product as hypothetical. The record is from RefSeq and is a predicted model, not a curated record. NCBI's taxonomy places the organism in Eukaryota, Perkinsozoa, Perkinsida, Perkinsidae. Bases 1 to 423 code for a protein of 140 amino acids. The transcript is spliced from 6 exons.
AUGAGCUCUUCCCCUGGCAACUACGCGGCGAUGACCAUUGCGGAGCUCCGAAGCGUUCUGACUAGAAAUGGUGUUAAGGUGCCUCAGUCUAGUGUAAAGAAAGCGGUACUGGUAAAAUCGUGUCGCGGUCCAUCUAGCAGGGAUAGGGGUUCGAGAGUGAGUAAGAGCUCGAGAGUUGAUCGUGAAAGCGUCACUCGCCACGAAAUUAUGUGUUCAGGAAGUGACCUAGUCGAUGUAGCUCGGAUGUUCUCUAGUGAUGAAGAGGAGAUGAGCGAGUCGAUGGGGUCGGCCUCCGAGUCGUGGCAGUGGAGUAUCGAGUAUGGAAAAGAUACCUUCGCCGCGACGUGUGACGAUAUUGCCGCUAAGCUCCUUACAGCCGUUGAGGGAAGCUCAAAUGCGGCAGAGGUCCUCGAGAGUUACUAA